UCUGACAAACAACACUGAAGAAAACCUCAAGAAACUUGGAGGCCAGCGUCACCGAUCCCUUGACACCUGUUAAGUCUUCUUACACCAACUUUUCGAGAUGUCUUUGCUCCUGAAAGUUGUCAGAAGGGUUGUCCAGGGGAGUUGGUUCCGCGCUGGAAUAAUUUCGGUGGCUCCGAGAACAACAACAACAACAGCGACCGUCCGUUCGCAGAGCACCGGGGAAGAACCGGAAGGUAGCGUCGCGUACGAGAGUUCCGCUCGGCCUUUCGAAGAGAUCCCAGGGCCGAAGGGCCUGCCCCUCAUCGGGACGGCGUUGGACUACUCUCCUUUCGGUCAAUUUCCAAUAAAAACUAAGCUGAUGGAGUCAUUUAAAGAGAGGACGAAGACCUACGGGAACAUCUACAGGGAAAAAAUCGGCCCGAUGGAUUUGGUUGUCAUCAGUGAUCCCAAGGAGAUCGAGAGGGUGUUCCGCAAUGAGGGAAGAUAUCCCGAAAGGCGGCCGCUUGUCAGUGUUCAAAUCUACCGCGAAGCGAAGAAGCUGCCGGCUGGACUAGCAAACCUAACCGGAGAGGAGUGGCAGCGCGUGCGCAGCUCGGUUCAGAAGGACAUGAUGCGACCCAAGACGGUCGGCGCGUACGCCGCUCUGCAGGAUGACGUCACCAGGGACCUGGUGGACGUCAUCCGGGCUCUGACGGGGAAGGAGGAGAGCGGAGGGCAAAUUCACAACUUCAUCAACUAUGUGUACAGAUGGGCGCUGGAGGCGAUCAGCGUGGUUGUCCUGGACAAACGGCUUGGCAGCCUGACCUUGGAUGACCUUGAACCUGGUUCUGACGCGCAGCUGAUGAUCAACGGGGUCAACGACUUCUUCAGAGCGUUUGUGAAGCUGGAGCUCGCGGCGUUCGGUCUGCACAGGUACAUCAGCACGCCAACUUGGAGGAGGUUUGAGAAAGCAAUCGACCAGUGGCACUACGUCGCUGCCAAGUUGCUGAAGGAAAAGCUGGCUAGGAGCACAACCGAAGACGGGAAACCCGCGGAGUCAGACACAGACUUUCUCCACAGCCUCCUCUCCAGGGAAGACGUCACGUUCGAGGAGGCCAUGAUGAUGGCAGUGGACCUUUUGGCUGCCGGGAUCGACACGACGGGGAAUACCUUGAUGUUCAACCUCUUCUGCCUGGCCAAAAAUCCUGAAGCCCAGGAGAAGCUUUACCGUGAGAUCGUGGAGGUGGUCCCGCCCGGGCAGACCAUAGAUGACAAAAUAUUGAACAGGAUGCACUACCUCCGGGCCGUGGUGAAGGAAACUUUCAGAGUUUAUCCAACCGUUGGCAACAACCUGAGAACAUUGGACCGGGACAUCGUGUUGUCUGGAUAUGUCGUUCCAGCCAGGACGGUGAUCUUCAUGGCCAAUGACGUCAUCAGCUCGCUUCCGGAAUACUAUCCGGAACCGGAAAAGUUCAAACCGGAAAGAUGGCUCCGUGAUGACGGUGCAUCCGGCGGCAUCCAGCCGUUCGCAAUGCUGCCGUUUGGAUAUGGACCGAGGAUGUGCAUCGGUCGGCGUUUUGCAGAACAAGAACUGCAUCUGGGGUUGAUCAGGAUUGUUCAGAAUUUCCACGUGGGCUGGUCAGGAGAAGACAUGAAGCAGGAGAACAGAUUCAUCAACGCGCCGGACAGGGACAGUUUCGUGUUUCGGGAGAGGUUUUGAAGGGGGGCUGCAGGGGGGGGGGGGGGUCCCGACAACGCUCUGCGCUGAAUUCGGAAACCUCUUGAUUACGCUUUACGAUAAAUUCCAAGUGGCUGCAACGCAUUACGUAGAAUUAAAACGGCGAAUACGCUCUACGCAACAUGUGCUCUACGUUGAAUUAGAGCGGUCCGUCUACGCUCUACGUAGAAUUAAUGGCCGAUUAAGCUCUACGGAAAAGGGCAUCCGUCCCCCCUUUGAACUUCACAAAAGCCGAUAUUUAAGGAUAUCUGUAUUUAAUCUCCAAGCAGAUUCUGUGGGACAAAGGCAGUCUAUAUUGGCUGCAUGUAUCCAUUGGCCUCCUGUAACCAUGGUUACAGUAGGCCAGUAUAGACUUUCCUUGCCCCACAGAAUUUGCUUGGAGAUUAACCUUUAUUGGUGAUAAACACUCAAGUUAUACAGUCACGUGUAAUGCCACGUAUAAACAUAACAGCUUAAUGCAAUAAAGACACACACACACACACACGCACACGCACGCACGCACACACACACACACACACACACACACAUACAUACA
Messenger RNA from Branchiostoma belcheri (Belcher's lancelet), 2252 nucleotides. Its product is annotated as cytochrome P450 10-like. The record is from RefSeq and is a predicted model, not a curated record. The coding region runs from base 98 to 1699 and encodes 533 amino acids. Gene Ontology annotation, molecular function: monooxygenase activity; oxidoreductase activity, acting on paired donors, with incorporation or reduction of molecular oxygen; iron ion binding. Lineage: Eukaryota; Metazoa; Chordata; Leptocardii; Amphioxiformes; Branchiostomatidae. The transcript is spliced from 10 exons.